Cylas formicarius (sweet potato weevil) is the source of this 4761-nucleotide messenger RNA. RefSeq names its product carboxylesterase 4A-like. NCBI's taxonomy places the organism in Eukaryota, Metazoa, Arthropoda, Insecta, Coleoptera, Brentidae. The record is from RefSeq and is a predicted model, not a curated record. The transcript is spliced from 9 exons. The coding region runs from base 19 to 1533 and encodes 504 amino acids.
UACUAAAAGCGGUUUAAGAUGAAUCGAAAACCUUUUUGUCACGUUGUGUUACUGUUAACACUCGUGAAAAAUAUAAGUUGCGAGCACAGAAGAACGAAGAGAAUAGUGGGUGGUGUUGCAGCUAAUUUCCCUCCUUAUGACGACCCGACAGUGUUUGUGAGGUUUAAUGGUCGAGCCGCUCGUGUACAAGGGAGCAGAGAAUUUCCGCAUUACGUUUUUAAGGGUAUAAAGUACGCUCAUCCGCCAAUAGGUAGAGACCGCUUUUUGAGACCGCGAGAAAAAUUUCUGGAAGGUACUGUGCGAGCAACCACAUAUUCCCCACCCUGCGUUCAGUUUAUUCCAGGAAAAAACAUAGUUAUUGGUAGCGAAGAUUGUUUGGCGUUGAAUAUUUUUACUCCGGACCUUCCAUCUGGAACAGAAGGACUUCCAGUCAUCAUUUGGAUACACGGCGGAGGCUUUCGCACAGGUUCCGCUUCACAAUAUGGGGUUCGGCAUUUAGUCAGUAAAAGACUUGUGGUGGUCACAAUACAAUACAGAUUGGGAUCUCUUGGUUUUUUAAGUUCAGGUUCGAAACACUUACCAGGAAAUGCAGCGCUCUGGGACAUGGCUCUGGCGGUGCAGUGGGUCAGAAAUUACAUAGGAUUUUUUGGAGGAAAUCCUCACAGAAUUGUGGUGAUGGGACAUGGCACGGGAGCAAGCAGUGCCUUGUUGGUAGCCCUUUCAAAAAUAGCGAAAGGUUUACCGAACUCUGUUAUAGCAAUGUCAGGUACCGCUAUCUCAAGAUGGAGUAUCGAUAAUGCACCACUAAAUACGGCUCAUGCGAUAGCGGAAGAAAACGGAUGUCCCACAGCGUCCAUUUUAACAAUGGUUAAAUGUUUACAAAAGUUGCCAGCAGAAUCGAUAGUACAGGGAGAUUCGAAUAUAGAGUUCGCGAGGCUUCAGGAACGAGGAUUCGUAUCUGGAUUAGAUGGAAAAUUAGGGCCUACACCCGUAACUGAAGGGGUAAACGAUGGAAGAUCGCUUCCUGGACUUGUGGAACACGAUCCGAUAAGAUCGUUACACGCCGGAGAUAAUCCAAAAAUUCCCUUACUUACCGGCGUUACCAAAGACGAAACCAAAAGGGCCGUUUUAGGUCAAUUUAACAGCGAAACAAUAUCAAAAUUGAGACAGACCGCGGAAAACAUAAACAACAAAUUAGUUGAAAGUUUGAAGUACGGCAUUGGUUUAGUCAGAUAUAAUAGAAAAUACACCAACGGCAGUGGCGAAGAUCUGGGGCAAGGAACGCAAAAUUGGAUUCCGUUAGAAUUCAAUAACUAUUUCAAAGCUCCAAAAAAUGACAUUAGCGGCCAAUUAAAUAAAAUUGCGGAAGUCACAGGCGAUGCACUUUUCAACGUCCCGGCUUUUCUGACGGCUCAGUUUUGGAAAGGGGCUCCGGCUUUCCUCUAUAGCUUCGAACAUAUCGGGAAAAUGAACCGCGGCUCGUCUUUCUUGAAAGGGAUCCCUAUUUUAGGAAAUUUUAGUACCGCAGGGUGAACCAUGGACCUAAGUACUGGUACAUUCCUUUACAUGAAUUUGACUGAUAGAAGAAUGAGUGUCAUCAGAAAAGGACAAAAGAUUAAAGAAAGAACCAGCGGGAAAAAAAGGAUCAAAAAAUACUUAGCGAGCAAUGCGGUCACUGACAAGUGACUCCAUGGCCGCUAUUUUUAAUAAUAUCUCCAAUUUAAAUAGAAAAAGGGGUUGACUUAGUUGGUCCUUCAGCUUCAUCUUCUCAUCAGAAGUGCAGCUUUUGGCUCGAUCAUCAGGCAUAAUCCAAGAAUGAUCACCAGUUACGACAUUUCCUACAACUGAAGAAUACAAUAUUGAACAAAGUAAAAGUAUAUCUUGAAGUCGAGUGAGCUCGAUUAUGAUACGAGGGCAGCGCCAAAAUUUCCCGGCCUGAAUAUGAAUGAAACAAAGCAGAGUAACAAUUUUUUAUUAUUUUUAAAUAUAAUCCCCCUUAACUGCAAUACACUUAUUACAUCUCUUUAUUCACAACUCAAUCCCUUUAAAAAAAUAUUCUUUUGGUUUGUCUGCAAAAUGAGCUAAAACAGCCUCUUUAAACUCAACUUCGUCGUUAACCCGCCGUCCAGGUAAUUCCUUUUUCAAGUCUCCAAACAAAUAAUAGUCGCUGGGGGCCAUAUCUAGACUAUAGGGAGGAUGAUCUAUCUGUUGGAACCCACACUGUAAAAUGGCAGCUUGUGUAACACCAGCAGUAUGGACAGGUGCAUUAUCGUGCAAAAGACGCACGCCGCUGGUCAGUUUUCCUCGACGUUUUACACGUAUGCAGUCUCGCAAUUUAUGUAAUAAUGUUGGGUAAUAUUUACCAUUGACUGUGGUAUUAGUUUCUUUAAAAUCUAUCAAAAGAAUUCUUCACAAUCACAAAAGAUCGUGUCCAUCACCUUUUUUGUUGACUGGCAGGCUCUGAAUUUUCUUGGAGGCGUUUCACCCUUACGACGCCACUCCAUGGAUUCUUUUUUCAAUAGAGGGUCAUAAUAGAAAACCAUAGUUUCAUCUCCAUCACAAUAGUUUCUAUCACGGGCUUCGGUUCCGACCCACAGAGUUCCAAAAAAGACCGCGCACACUCGGCACAGCGUUGUUUGUGAAUAGCCAAAAGGUUUUUAGGAACCCAUCUUGCACUAACCUUAUGCAUACCUAAAUGAUCAUGCAGGAUUCGACGAACACUUGUAUCAGAAAGCUUAGUAAUUUCUGAGAUUUCCUUGACGUCUAAAAGUCGAUCACUCAAUCACCUCUUCCACAAUCGCAACAAUAUCUUCCGUUAUGACCUCCACUGGUCGACCAGUUCUUGACUCAUCUUAAAGGGACUCCUGCCACAUUCGAAAACGUUUUGCCCAUUCUUUCGCUACAGAAUACGAAGGAGAACUUUGGCCGUACACACAAUCCAGUCUUUCUUUAAUAAUUGUAAGUGCUAACCCUUCUUUUGUCAAAAACUUUAUGACUUCUCUUUACUCAAUUUGCGUUAUUUGAGACAUUUUUUCGGAUACUUGUUUAAAAUGCUGUCAAUAAAAAACUGUUUGACGCAAGACUUCAAUUUUUUUUUCGCAGCCUACUAAGAUAUAUAUUUAAAAGAAGACAAAGUUUUAUCGUGAUACUGGCGCUGCAUCUAUUUCAGGCCGGGAAAUUUUGGCGCUAACCUCGUAUAUAGAGCAAUGCAAAACCUGGGUUUUAUGAUACGCAACAGUAAUCGACUGCUUCGAGCUGCUUCCUUAAUGUCCUGGGGAAAUUAAUAUGCAUCAGUGGUAUGGUGGUCUUCGUACUAUGCCUGUCAUAUAAAUAUUCCGUAAAUCACGAAAGAAUACAAUUUCGUCAGUAAUUUAUUUUCUAGUUGAAACAAUAAAAAACUUGCUGUCAGUUUUACAGAUUAGACUUUCUGAAAGCUGGAAAGUGGAAAGUUUGUGGUUUUUCGUUAGCUUGUUCACUUUUCCAUAUAAAUUGUUUGCUAUCAUUUAAAUCUGUUUUAUUUUUCAAACAAAAAUUUUUUCGUGGUCUAGUAAUUAAGGUACCUACAUACCGUAAAAACGCGCAACAGGGUCAAAUAUUUAAAGAUAUUCUAACCACAUUUUUUCUGUAAGUGCUCAAAAAAAGUUGAAAAUCUCAAAAAUAUAUUAAAAUAUAUAUAUAGUCGAUAACCUAGGAAGUUAUUUAGAUUUUAAUGUGUUCUUUAAUAUUUUGAGAUUUAUAGCUGCAUAUGUACAGUAAAAAUGUGCAUAAGGGCUUGAAUACUUACAAUCUAAAACCCUACGUUGGUCCUUAAAAUAUAUGCAUGUAAAAGACCGGUUUUAAACUGUCACAAGGUCACAAUUAGCAACAGUUCUUUGCAGAGGUUUUAAAUUGAAAAUAGCUGAUAACCAAAGAAAGAUAUCUUUUCUAGCAAACCAAUGUUUCAUUGCUUCGAACUAUUUUUUUAGAAAUUACUAAUAUGUCAACCUUUCCUCUCGUCUGGGCAAGAUAAUUUAAUAAAAAUUGUAAGAAGACCACUGGACUUUCAAGGGAAGCGAUUUACUGUCGUCCAUGCAGGGAGUGAAAAUGGAUUUGUUGAUGGAGCAAGAUUGGUGUUUUCUUCUGGUUAAACGAAAAAUUACUUUAAUUUUAGAAGAGCCGGUCAGUUUUAAUUACAUUACCUUACCUCUGCCCUUCUCUCUAAAAAUUUCCACAUUAAGGAUAUUAACCGUCCCAUCACUUCACCACAACCUUCCAAUAGCAAUGAAGCCGAAAGCAAUCCCACACUUGCCACUGUUGUCCUUGCUUAUAUUUAAAACAUAUAUCAAAAGUUCUAAAGAAAUAUAACGUCAAAACCAGAUUGACCAUUUGUUCAUGCAUAAAUAAAUAAGCACUUUUUGAUAAAACUUAAAAGUCACCUUACUGUUUGAACACACCUCUUAUUACAUAUUUUUGCUAGUUAAUCCAUCAGAUAAAUAAAUAAUAAUACAUUACAAGAAUUGAAUAAAACAAUAUAUUUUUCUUUUCUUUUCUUAGUUAUAAAAUUAUUUUAGUUUUAAUUGGGUGCUGUUGGAAAUAAAGUGCUAGUGUUAUUAUUAUUAUUACAUUGUGUUUUUGUCUAGAUGCCGCAGACAAUAGUACCGUGGGACACGGCGAUGAAUUGGCGUACUUGUUCGAACCCAGAGAUUAUCAAGGUAAUCCGUUACCGACAGAGCAACCUACCGAGGAUGACGUAAAAGUUCAAGAAAUAUUCACGCAGAUCAU